GCUUCCGCUUCCGCCCCACGCUCUCCCAGGGAACCUGGCGCAAUUUCUCUCCGCGGGCACGGCCGCAAAACUUCGGGGCCAUCAGCAAAUGUCCAACCGCCAAACAAAACGAAAACAACCCGCGGAUCCCGGGAGACAGGACGUAGUGCGACAGGACGUGGUGCGGAGGCAUGUGGAGGAAGUCGGUGGACAGCCCCGGCAGUAAAGAAGGGGUAGCCACUGGAAACUUCCUGGCUGGCCAACCUGCCCUACUCCACUAACUCUGCCCCAGCCCUCAUCUUAGGAGAGGAGACCAUGCCGCCUAAUGAACCCCAUGUGUUUUCCUAAUCCUGCUCCUAGAAGCUGCCCCACUGUCUUGGGGGUCACUCAUGCUAUUUUCUGUCUCACUUCCUGCCAAACGGCAAGCACUUAUUGCAUCUAGCUUAUGCACUUGUCUCCUUUCCCACUCCCCUUCCCUGAUCCCAGCUUCAUCUUUCUCUUGUAACCACACUGCAGUGCUCAGAGGACAUGGAAUUAUAACCACUUUUCAGCCAAUGCAAAUAUGCUUACCAAUGUUUAAAUAUAAGUAAAGCACUUAGAGCAAUUCCUGAUAUAUAGGAAGAAUUAUAUGUUUGCUGGUAUCAUUUUGUUAUUUUUAACAGUGUCAUUAUUAUUGUUAACAUUUUUAAUUUUAGGUCAUGUUCUCUGGGAAACAGACAUUGAAACAGGGAUUUGCCUGAAGGAAGUUUACUGAAGAUCCACACUUGUAAGGGAGUAAGACAAACAGAAUUGGACAGAGAAGGAAUUAAACUGCGAAGCAGUUAUAAUAGAGGCCUUAGCCCAUUCUACCAGGAGCUCCAAAAUGGGUGUCCCUUCCAAGACAUUCCACAUCCAGCCAAGGGUACUGGGCCUUUGUACACCAACAGUGACCCAGAGACUCAGCUGUGAGAUCUCAGCAGCCUACACUCCUGGCAGCUAGGGAAACAGAUGCCUUUGUCCUGAAGGGUGGAUUUGGAUGAUUCGCCAGUGUCCAUUACAUUAUUACUACCCUGUAGUCCUUUCCAUAGCCCCCUUUAACUCUCAAGAUAAACAGCUUUCAUACCUCUUGGACCCCUCUCCUGCUAUCACCCACCACAUGGGUUCUUCGCAACAGCCUGUGAUCUCUCACUCCUCUACAGAAGUACCCGCCUCCUCUGAGAGGCCUAUCUACAGUUUUCAUAUUGUGAUGUUGUUUUCUGCAUCCAUAUUUGCCCGCUCUACUCUCCACUCCAGGUUGGGGCCAUCUAGUUCAUGUCUGUGUCCUGAGCCCUAAAAGGUCCUAGGUGGACUGGUCAAGACUCCGUGAUCACAGGGAGUCUACUCCCCUCCCCCCAAGGAAGUGGCACCUAGCCCUCCCCACCCCAUCCCAUAGUGCAGAUGCUCUUUCCUGUGGAGAAUAAAACGCCAAAGAUUCAGCUUCCUUCCUUUCUGUAUGUAACCUUGGGGAGGGAGGGACCUUGGAGGGAGAAGGGGGCUCCUGGGCAGGGGAAUGGGACAGAAGCUUCCUUGGGAAGUGGAAUUCUGCUGCAUGCUGAGGUGUGGGCCAGAGCCACCCAUGCCCUGUGAGCCAGUGUAGGGAGUGCCCAACUCUGCUAUGAGGGCCAUCCUCAAGGCCAAGGCUAUUUGCGGAGGAGGGAGAACUGGACGCCUGGUCCAGCCUGGGCCUGCCAUGGACUCAACAGCCAAGAAUGAAAUGCAGCCGGCACUUAUCCCUGGGCCUGAGUGGCCCGAGCAGGAGAGGGCGGAACGGCUAGCCCGGGGUGCAGCACUCAAGUGGGCCUCAGGCAUCUUUUACCGGCCAGAGCAGCUGGACAGGCUGGGCCAGUACCGUAGCCGUGAGGUGCAGCGUACCCGCUCCCUGGAAGCACGCAUGAAGUCAGUGGUACAGUCGUACCUGGAGGGCGUGAAGACUGGUGUUUGGCAGCUGGCCCAGGCCCUUGAGGCUGUGCAGGAAGCCCGUGAGGCCCUGGGCCAGGCCCAUGGGUUGCUCCAGGGCAUGGCUGAGGUUAUACAGACCGUAGAGCCCCUGCGAGAGCAGGUUGCUCAGCACAAGCAACUCCAGGCCUUGUCUCAGCUGCUGCCCCGGCUGCAGGCAGUGCCAUCUGCAGUAGCACACACACAGACCUUGAUUGAUGCCCAGCGGCUCUUGGAGGCAUACGUGAGCCUUCGAGAGCUUGAACAGCUGCGGGAAGAGACAUGGACAUCUCUGGGGGGCCUGGCGUUGCCGAUCUUCAAGGGGCUGGGCCCUCUGGCUGAGGCAUUGGGCCAUGCUGUGGAGGCAGCUGUAGGGGCUGCAGGGCAGCUGGCACGGGAGGACCCAGCCCUGCUGGUGGCUGCUGUGCGUGUGGCAGAAGUGGAAACUGGCCGCACAACUUCCCUGGAACAGGCUCCCAGGGACUGGCGACAGCGCUGUCUGCAGGCACUACAGGAGGGUCUGGAGCGGGUUCACUUUGGGACACCUCUGCUGCCUGGGCCAGGGACCCUAGCAGGGUGGCUGGAGGCUCUGCAGGUGGCUCUACCAGCUGAGUUGGCCACAGCUGAGGCACUAAUAGCACCCUGCUGCCCUCCGCACUACAAGGUAGUCCAGCUGUGGGCCCACACUCUGCACAGUGGCCUGCGCCGCUGCCUGCAGCAAUUUCUGAAAGGUCCUGAGCUGGGAGCUGCUGAUGCCUUCACCUUGCUGCACUGGGCGUUGCGUGUGUACCCUGGGCCAGAAAUGAUGGGGAGCCUGGAGUUGGGGCCUGAGGCUGAUGUGUCUCAGCUGGAGCCCCUCCUGACCCUGGAGAAUAUCGAGCAGCUGGAGGCAACAUUUGUGUCCAAAGUCCGGGCAAGUGUGGUGCAGUGGCUGCAAAAGGCACUAGAUGGGGAAGUAGCUGAAUGGGGCCGGGAGAAGGAGCCCGACACAGACCCAUCUGGCUUCUACCACUCACCAAUGCCAGCCAUCGUGCUGCAGAUCCUGGAAGAGAACGUUCGCUUGACCAGCCUGGUCAGUGAGUCACUGCAGCGGCGAGUGCAUGACAUGGCACUGUCAGAACUCGGAGCAUUCCUGAGGAGCUUCAGCGAUGCUCUGAUACGAUUCUCCCGAGACCACCUCAGAGGGGAAGCAGUGGCCCCUCAUUAUGUGCCCUACCUACUGGCUGCCCUCAACCACCAAUCAGCACUCAGCUCUUCCGUGUCCGUCUUGCAGCCCGAUGGGGUGGCAUCAGGGGUCUUGGCUCCUGUGGAGGCAGCUCUGGAAGACUUGCAAAGGAGGAUCUGCCGCCUGGUAUUGGAGGCACUGCUGGUGGAACUCCAGCCCCUGUUCGCGGCUCUGCCCUCGCGACAGUGGCUGUUGAGCCCAGAGCUGCUGGACAAUGUGUGUAAGCGGACAGCGCACUUCUGCCGGGACUUCUGGCGUGUGCGGAAUUCCACGGUCCAGCUGCUGCUGGCCGAGGCAGAGCGUACCGUGGUGCUGCAGUACCUAUGUGCACUAAUGCAAGGCCGCCUAGUGUGCCGUGAUGCCGAUGAGCGGAACCAGGCAGCAGAGCGCCUGCUGCACGAUGCGGCCCAGCUCCGGGAUCUUUUCCUCGAUUUGGUAAGAGCUUGUUGGGUGAGCAAAUGGGUGGAAGUCUCAGUGAUUGGGUGGGAACCAAGGGCCGGCGCAAAACCUACCACGACGUGUUCAGGGCCUGGAGGAGAGCUUUCAAUGCGCGCCGGUGCUUCUCACCCUGCGAAAACUGCUAAACCUCCACGACCCUACGAUGCUUGGCCUCGAGGUGGCAGGUCUGCGGCAACAAUUUCCCGACGUGAGCGAGGAUCACAUCUCCGCCCUCUUGGACCUGCGCGGGGACGUGUCCAGAGAGCAGCGCCUGGCCGCACUCAGCUCCCUGCAGGCUGGCCCGCAGCCCUCGCCCUCUGCAGGUCGCCGCGCACUCUUCAGCCUCGUGCCAGCACCUACACCUGCUCCAUCCUCCUGCCUUCCCUCGGGGCCCUGUGCCUGACUCCCGACUGCCCGCAGAAUAAAGCCACGGCCCCGUACGCCUGAAUUGUGUGUGUUAGGGAAGGGAGGA
Pteropus alecto (black flying fox) is the source of this 4067-nucleotide messenger RNA. It is a transcript of the gene EXOC3L1, whose product is annotated as exocyst complex component 3 like 1. Lineage: Eukaryota; Metazoa; Chordata; Mammalia; Chiroptera; Pteropodidae. The coding region runs from base 1613 to 4042 and encodes 809 amino acids. Gene Ontology annotation, biological process: exocytosis; exocyst localization. The transcript has 13 exons. Gene Ontology annotation, cellular component: exocyst. The record is from RefSeq and is a predicted model, not a curated record. Gene Ontology annotation, molecular function: SNARE binding.